AGAGCCAUCAUGUCUUCCAGUUCAGCGACAACCAGGAUCCUAAUCAAGGGUGGCAAGGUGGGUAUGUUGUGUUGACUGUUGUUGUUGGUGGUGAAGAUCUCAGUGGGAUCGAAAAAUGGUGAUUGUGAAGCAUUACAGAAUUACAAAUAUUACCUGUUUCAUUUAUGCAUUUUCUUCUGUCCAGCACCUGAUUCUCUCCAGGAUCUGAUUAGUGCAUAUAUUUUUCCUUUUGCCACCAGGUGGUGAACGAUGACGUUACGCUGGAGGCGGAUGUGUACAUCGAGAACGGCAUCAUCCAGCAGGUGGGGGAGGGGCUGAUGAUCCCAGGAGGGGCCAAGGUGAUUGACGCCUCCGGGAAACUGGUCCUCCCCGGGGGGAUCGACACCAGCGUGCACCUGCAGCAGAGUUUCAUGAACGCUACCACCGUGGACGACUACUACAGCGGCACCAAGGUAUGGAUGGUUUACAGCUGUUCUACUACUGUCUGUGAGGUUGAGAAGAAAUACCCACGCUUAAGGACACUGGCAUUAUCCUCAGUAACCUUGUAUAGGCAGUGCAGGAUGGAUCUCCCAUCUGAGUCUGGUUCCUCUCCAGGUUUCUUCCUUCUAGGGAGAUUUUCUUUGCAACUGUGCUGCCGCUUGCUCUGGAGAUUUAGGCAGGGUUACAGAACAAAACCUUGUGAUAUGUUGUAGCAAAAAGGGCUGUAUCAAUCACAUUUGAUUGGUUGGUUCAUUGAGAAAAAGGUCUGUGUGUGUAUUUUGGUAGAAACCUGCGGCAGGGUUUGUCUAGCAGUGCCAAAUACUCAGUUACAACAAUUAAAAUCCCAGUGGGAAGAAAAAUGGUUGCAAUGACAUCAUUAUUACAAUUUUUUAUUUUUAACUAGGCAAGUCAGUUAAGAACAAAUUCUUAUUUACAAUGACGGCCUACACCGGCCAAACCCGGGCCAAUUGUGCGCCGCCCUAUGAGACUCCCAAUCACGGCCGGUUGUGAUACAGCCUGGAAUCGAACCAGGGAGUCUGUAGUGAUGCCUCAAGCACUGAGAUGCAGUGCCUUAGACCACUGCGCCACUCAGGAGCCCACAAUACCCUCUGGGAAUUUAGUAAUACAUUAUACUAAUAGGGUGGGUCAUUGAACUGAACUGAAUGAUGAACUAAAUGAUAGCAACUAUUGGAACAAGAGGCAGUAUUGUCUUGUAUAUUGAUUAGAACCAACAUGGUGGUAUAUGUAUUGAAAGACAGAUACAUAAUUACUAUGUACCAUUUAAUACACAAUAAUUGGCCCAGUCUUGCGGGAACCCAGUGGACCACCAUCUACCAUGGCAACUAAAUAAACUCAUCUUCCCAGCUUGCCUUGCAGUGUGAGAAAAUAACCUCAGACUUAAGGUGGAGACAGACUCUGAAUCCCAAGUCAACCUCUAGCCCCUUAUCCCUUCAUCCCUAGACACUCCUUUCCUGUAGAUGUGAAAGAUUUGGAUAGGUGUAAGCAAUAGGCCCUAAGGCCAAAACCCCACUCAGCCUAUCAGAAGGCACAUUGAAGUAAUUACCAUAUUGCCAAUGAAUUACUCUUUGAUCUACAGAAGUAGCUAGGAGCUAGCGGUUGAUUAGGGAUUUGGGUAGAGACCAAGAAAUAUUCAGAGAACUACUACAGUAUUAAACUGGGCGUGGUUCAGACUCAGAGAUGCUGCUUUGAUUUAGACAAAGAUAGUGGAUACAUAAGGCUGCUGACUCAAGUUAUCUAUUAUAUAAUAUUCUCUGUUUUUCUGAGUCAUCUUUAUUUUAUUUUAUUACAUAUCUCACCUACCCCAUAAAUGGUUUAUAUAGAUAAUGUGGCAGAAAGCUGUGGAAUCGGUAGCAGGGUGUGCUGAUGCAGUCAGACAGAAGGGUACUGAACAGACUGGAGAGAGAAGAUGGAGGAGGGAUAGCGAGAGAUAGAUAGAUAGAGAGGGAGAGAGAGGGAGGGAGAGGGAGAGAGAGGGAGAUCGAGAGAGAGAGAGAGAGAGAGAGAGCGAGAGAGAGAGAGAGAGAGCGAGAGAGAGAGAGAGAGAGAGAGAGAGAGAGAGAGAGAGAGAGAGAGAGAGAAAAGAUGGUGCAGGGAUAGAGAGAGAUAGAGAGAGAGACAGAGAGACAAAGAUAGAAUGAGAGAGAGAGAGCAAGAGAGAGAGCAAGAGAGAGAGAGAGAUAAGAUGGUGGAGGGGCACAGACUGAGACUGGGGCUAUCCCAGAUCAGGGCAUGCAUGACUCAUCAAUUAUCAUUCUCUACCACCCAGAGAUGACAUAUAGAGUCUGAGAACAUAGCUGUGUUUUAGACAUUAAUGACAAGCUAGCCAAGGAGAUGUUAUCAUUCUGCUAUACUGGCGUUGGCAGAUCCUGGCGACACAGGCACUAUUUUCUGCUCCCCCCGCCCGCCGUUGCUGCUGCCGUGCUGCCCGGCUAGAGUACAGAGACAAAUGCAGAUCAGUUUCUGUUUCCAUGGCUACCGUCUGGUUGCUGCAAAGACUGCUGCGAAGCCUUUUCACUCAGGCCAUUGUGCUUGAAGACAAUAGUUCUCAAACACACUAGACACACCGCCAACCCUUACCAGACACUACUCCACUCUCUCUAUUGUCAGCUGACUGAAAGAUGCUAUUUGGAGCAUUCACUUAGCUACACAUAGUAACAGACUACCAGUAUUUUAAAGGAUUUAUAUAGAAUGUAUUUGUUGUUUACAUCAGUAUCAACCUGGUUUUGUAAGGAUUUAGUACAUUCACAAAUAUGUAAUGGAGCAGUAGUGAAGCUUUCAUAUCUUGGAAUCUAUGAAUAUAGAAAUGUAUCCUCUUUAAUAAUACCUUUUUUUUUUUACUAUUUUGAUGGCCAUACAAUGUAUUCUUCAUUCCUACAUUUCCGAUCUAGUAUGUCUGCCUCUGCUUCAGAUAGACAGCCCUAAAUGGAUAGCUGAUUGAUAGUGUAAUAAACAAUGAAAGGACUGACAGUUUCUUGAUAUACGUUAGCUCACAGACCAUCAUCAUGGCUGUAAUACCUCUUCAUUAUACCCCACGGGUUAUCUCCCAGUCCCCUUCCCAUGUUCCAAUCUAGUUAUUGAUAUAUGUUUUUCACAUCCCACCCAGUAAAUAAACAUUAGGGGUAAUUGACACCUUUUACUGUUGGUUUUAAACCUGAGGUAUAUUGGCAUGUUAAUUAUGUCUUGCCCCUGAAUUUAUAGAGAAUAAUCGAUGCAUGCAUUAACCCUAUACAGUCAUUGGCAUUAACCCUAUACAGUCAUUGGCAUUAACCAGACCGGACAUCAUCAUGGAGCCUCUGGCUAGCGACACUUACAUGUAUUGUGUCUCAGUGGCCUCCUACUUAUAAACCAUUUACAAACCCUUUUAUAAAGUAUUUCUUAAUGUAACGUAGUACCUAUACUGAACAAAAAUAUAAACGCAACAUGCAACAAUUUCAAUGAUUUUACUGAGUAACAGUUCAUAUAAGGAAAUCAGUCAAUUUAAAUCAAUUCAUUAGGCCCUAAUCUAUGGAUUUCACAUGACUGGGCAGGGGCACAGCCAUGGGUGGGCUUGGAGGGCAUAGGCCCACCUACUGGGGAGCCAGGCCCAGCCAAUCAGAAUGAGUUUUUCCCCACAAAAGUACUUUAUUACAGACAGAAAUACUCCUGAAGUUGGUGGGCCUUGUACGCAAAAUUUGAGAGAAAUAAUAUUUUUGUGCGUAUGGAACAUUUCUGGGAUAUUUUAUUUCAGCUCAUGAAACAUGGGACCAACACUUUACAUGUUGCGUUUCUGUUUUUGUUCAGUAUAAUAUACCUUUAUGUAAAGUGGGAUCCAUAGUUGUAAUGUGUGUGUCUUCUCUGAUCUGAGAUACUGGUGGUUUUGUCUACAGGCAGCCCUGGCUGGAGGUACCACCAUGGUUAUAGGACAUGUAUUACCAGAGAAGAAUGAAUCUCUACUUGAGGCCUACGAGAAGACCCGCUCCCAGGCCGACAAUAAAGCCUGCUGCGAUUACGCCCUUCAUAUGGGGGUCACCUGGUGGGGGCCCAAGGUAACUGUCACACUCCCUUGAUAACUGAUGUUUAUACCCUUUUCAUUUUACUGAGCUAAGAUGAACCUAGCGGAGCUGAUCUGUACUGCACUGACCUGGUUACACAUCCACCAUAUUUGCUGGAACUGUGCUGCAAAAGUCACUGAAAGGAAAAUAUCCAAGCCAGCACACUACGAUUCAGGUUGGCACGAUAGUGUGAAAAGGUAUGACUCCUGACUAGGGCUGUGGAGGUCAUGACAUUUUGUUAGCCUGUGAUUGUCAAGCAAAUAACUGCCGGCUCUCCGUCACGUGAUCAGGUCUUUCUCACAGGCUACAUACAAGUGAAGACAGACACAUCGGGGACGCAACUGCGCGCGUCCUUAUCCAAUUCCGAGGCGCACAUUGAAGAUAUUGGGAGAACUGUCCACAUUUACUUUUCGUCAGCCAAAAGCACUAGCCUAUGUCAAUCUAAUAUCCCCCAUAGUACAAAAGUUGACCUAUUCUAUUCUGUGAGAUAAAUAAAUAUUCCAAACAUAGUCUGGGACAGUUGUGGGAUGUGAUAGAUCCCAAAUUAAUACAACCACUAGCAUCAAAAAACCUUUUUUAAGCAAUGAGCCUGACACAACAGAUCAGAACGUUUAGCUUAAAAUGUUGAUUAAAUAUUCGGCUAUUUCUUCACAUUAUAAACUCAGCAAUGCGCACACGGCAAUAGGCUAUAAGCGUGAAUGUUCCAUUAGCAGGAAAACACCAUUCUCAAAAGUGACCGCAAAUGUGAUUAUGCAUGUAAUGCUUUUAUUAUCAAGAUGCAUUUUUAUGGUGAAAAUGAUCUUCCCCAAACUUGAAACUCACACGCUGCGUAUGUAUGCCAGGUAGGGUCUACACCCAUUGUAUUGCGGAUUAAUGUGCUUCAUUUUAAGAAGUUAUUUGGCCACUUUAGUUGUGAUACAAACCUUAACAAAACAUAUAGGCCAAUGGGCUAAGCUACAUGAGGUGUGCGACUAUGAUUAGAAAAAGUCGCCAAAAAAAAGGCAUGUGCUGUUUCUUGCCAUAAGCUGUGCAUCAUUCACAAGUGAUAAUAUAUAAUUCACAAGUGAUAGGCUAAUAUUGUCACCCAUCAGACUAUACUUGAUUUAAUCAUUACAUAUACUAAAUAAUAUACAGUACCAGUCAAAAGUUUGGACACACCUACUCAUUCCAUAGUUUUGAUGUCUUCACUAUUAUUCUACAAUGUAGAAAAUAGUGCAAAUAAAGAAAAACCCUUGAAUGAGUAGAUGUGUCCAAACUUUUGACUGGUACUGUAUGUGUGAAAUUUGUUUUGAUUUAGAACAGACCAUUAUCAUGCACCUGUCUCGAAACAGGGGCAGGGGAAAAAAAUACAUGUAAUCUAUGCACUUAAAUAGAGAAUGGAGGACAUGUUUCCCAUGGUUCAUUUUCAUGCCAGCCAGGUAGGCUAUUCUCCUGUUGUAAAGAGAAGCAAUGUGCUUAAUAUUAGGAAAGUUGAGAAAUAAAUAUAGUAGGCCUAGCCUAUAGAAAGCUGAUGGGAUCCUCCUCUUUUUAAUAGAGGCCAUCACUCUGUUUUCUCACGCAAUUGCAUAGUCUAUAGAAAUGUUGCACAACAUGAGCUCAUGGGCUCUCAUGAAGUGUUUGAUUAGAUUUUCGAUUACAUUUUAAUUGAUGUCAGAGUGAUUAGAGGGACAGUAGAGUGCUGAGUACCAGGCAGUUAGCAAGUUUGGUAGGCUACUAAUGACCAUCAGCAGCAUCAGAUCUUGGAGAAGACUAAUUACAGUGACUAAACGGUCACGUGCAAUUUGACCGCCGUCAUGACUCGUGACCGCCGGUGUGGUGGUAAUACAGUCACUUUAACAGCCCUACUCCUGUCUGUGUUCAUCUUGUUCAGGUGAACUCUAACCUCUAACCCCUGACCUGUAGGUGCGUGCUGAGAUGGAGAGCCUGGUAAGAGAUAAAGGGAUCAACUCGUUCCAGAUGUUCAUGGCCUAUAAGGACCUGUUCAUGCUGAGGGACUCAGAGCUCUUCCAGGCCCUACAGAACUGUAAGGACAUCGGGGCCGUGGCCCGCGUACAUGCAGAGAACGGAGAACUAGUGGCCGAGGUGAGUCUCAGACAAUGGUUCAAUAUGUAGUCCCAUAUCAAUUACUUUUCUUCCAUCAUAUCUUUGAUCAGAAAUAAAUACAACAAAGUCAGCUUAAUUUCAUUAAUUACUUUUAAAAACCCUUACUUAUUUAUCCAACUGUAAGAAAUUGGCUGACACAAACCGUUUACACAAGUGUGGUAGGGUCCCCUGUAGCUCAGUUGGUAGAGCAUGGCGCUUGCAUUUAACAUUUUAGUCAUUUAGCAGACGCUCUUAUCCAGAGCGACUUACAGGAGCAAUUAGGGUUAAGUGCCUUGCUCAAGGGCACAUCGACAGAUUUCACCUAGUCGGCUCGGGGAUUAGAACCAGCGACCUUUCGGUUACUGGCACAACACUCUUAACCACUAAGCUACAUGCCGCUUGCAACGCCAGGGUUGUGGUUUCGUUUCCCACGGUGGCCAGUAUGAAAAUGUAUGCACUCACUAACUGUAAGUCGCUCUGGAUAAGAGCGUUUGCUAAAUGACUAAAAUGUAAAUGUGUGGGAAACUUACUGGUACUGGUUUUACAGAGGGACUGCCACCACAGUAAGUAGUAUGGAUGUGGGUACGCAGACCCACAAGCCACUGCGGCCCAUCAUGAUGAGUUCUGUUUUUUUUGUGGCCCCCACCAUCAUCAAAGUAGCCCAUCCCUGCCAUAGAGUUAAAAUUACUUGAAAGGACAUUCAACGUUCCAUGAUGGAUGAACCCGGCGGCCAUAUUUAGUGUACAUCCUAUUUCUAUCAGCACAUACACCAGGAUUCCUGUGUGUUUUCUAGGGCGCCAAAGAGGCAUUGGACCUGGGAAUCAGCGGCCCAGAAGGCAUUGAGAUCAGCAGGCCAGAGGAGGUAAGACAUACUAUAAAAGUGUCUGCUAAUUGGCAUAUAUUAUUAUUAUAUAUUGUAGUCUGAGCUCAUAAUGGACACUCCUUGUAUUUCGUUCAUGACUUCAUAGACAAAGCCAUCAAUGGAACCAAUUUCAAGGAGUUAUAUUACAACUGCAGUUUUAUAGUCUUAUUGUUAUCCAGUGAAGCAUUUCCAGUGCCUAUGUUAUAGAUAUCAGCCCUUCAUAAUAUUGUAAUGACCCUAGCAUUGAGGAGUGUCUUAUACUAACUCAAUACAAUAUCCGGUUGUUUUGUCUUUCUCACAGCUGGAGGCAGAGGCCACCCAUCGAGCGAUCACCAUCGCCAAUAGGGUGAGUGUGUUUUUCUGUGUCAAGUUGUUGCAUUUUCUUUAUCAUCAAGCACUUCAGCACAAUGAUAACUGCCCCCGAAAUACCCUGCAAUAUCUAGAAAUAGUCAUGGGCAUUUUGCGUGUUUAUUUCUGGUGAAACUCUCUCUAAAACAUGUUGUCUCGCUCUCUGUCAUUCUCCCUCAGGCCCACUGUCCUAUCUACCUUGUCAACGUGUCCAGCAUGUCAGCAGGAGAUGUGCUCGCCACAGCCAAGAUGCAGGGUAAGGCCAAGGCAUAUCUGUCUUGUCAUAUCCUGCCCUGCCCUGCCCCUUCCUGUACAGAUCACAGAUUACUUUUCAUGUGGUUUGCGACCCUCUGCUGGCUUGGUCUGGGCUGAUCUUCACCACAAGUGCUUUUGGAACCCCACCCGUCUGUCUGUCUGUCUUGUACAGUAACUGGCCACACUACACAUCACUACACACGACACAUCACAGAUAUGUAUGAACCCAUCUAUGUAAUCUGUCUGUAGGUAAAGUAGUCCAUGGGGAGACCACCACGGCACAUGCGGUGCUGAACGGCCUGCAGUACUACCACCAGGACUGGGCCCAUGCUGCAGCCUACGUCACAGUGCCUCCUCUACGCCUGGACCCAAACACACCCAACUACCUGAUGAGUCUACUGGGAAAGUAAGAGCACACAUACAUAAAUACACACACACACACACACACACACACAAACAACUAUCUGAUGAGUCUACAUGGGAAUUAAGUGUAACACAUAUCCUUUGUACCCUGCUGAAGGUGAUUUAUUUAGCGAAUGUGAUGUCCCCUGAACGUCUGUGAAAUUGCCUUUAAAUUCUACCGCUGUGCACAGAUCGUACAUCUGCGUUGGAUUGAAUCCAGGCACCAGUCUUAACAGCUCUUGUAGCUCUCAUUAAUAUAUAUAUACAUUAUUUUAGCUGUUUGCAUUCAAUGGUAUUAUAAAAUGUCAACAAAAUUUCCCCCAUGACCCGUCCUCUCCUCCUUCUCUCUGGGCUUUACCAGUGACACCCUGAACGUAGUGUUAUCAAAUCGAAGUUAAUACAAUAUAUAUUUGCAUUCUCUAAAUGUUUCCCCUGACCUAUCCUCUCCUCCUUCUCUCUGACCCACUACAGUGACACGCUGAACGUAGUGGUGUCUGACCACCGUCCCUUCACCACUAAACAGAAGGCUAUGGGCAAGGAUGACUUCACAAAGAUCCCCCACGGAGUCCCGGGCAUCCAGGACCGCAUGAGCGUCAUUUGGGAGAGAGGAGUGGUAAGCAAACAUGAUGUAUCUCUACUGUUUGUGCGUAGGCAAACCUCUACGGCUGUAUAGAAAGACAACAGAAAUAUUAGAUCUGCAAUUGUGACUGCUGUAACUAACUGCUACCUUGAUACCAUGUUGCAGUCGGCAAUGUAUCUGUUGCAAUAUUUGUUGUGCAUGUUCCCUGUCAAAUACAUAUGCUGUUUGAGUCUAGUGCUUGACAUCUUGAUAACAGAAUUGCUCCCUCUGCCCUCUCCCUUUGACAUGGAACAUUUUGAUUCUUUGCUACUGUAGGUUGGAGGCAAGAUGGACGAGAACCGUUUUGUUGCAGUGACCAGCUCCAACGCAGCUAAGAUCUACAACCUGUAUCCCAGAAAGGGUAGGAUCAUCCCAGGGGCUGACGCUGACGUGGUGGUCUGGGACCCUGAAGGGACCAAGUAUGUAACCAUAUCCACUAUCCACUCCCUCCCUCCCUUCUCACUACUACCGCUAAAGCGAUCCUUUACCCUAUGGGGGAUGCUAAGGUUUUUAUUUUACACACUCUUAGAAUUAGUGGUGACUCGAGGAACCAUUGUUAGUAAAUGGUUCAUAUUUGCACCUUCGGUUAGUUGAGGGGUUCUUGUAGGAAUCUUUAAUGGUUCAAUGUAACAACAGGUUCCUGGAGGAACCCUGGAGUGGAGGUGUGGCUUAGUAGGGGUGUGGCUUUAAGAUAGAUAUAUUUUGGGCCACCUGUUAGAGUAAAUGUAAUUCCUGUUCAUGUGUUCUGUUGUAUUGUCAUCACAAGGUUGAACACUGACAGUUUUGCAGCGUCAAUGAGGCUAACAGAGGUGAGUUUCUCAAGAGCCUAUGCAAUCCCAAAAGUUGGAAUAGUUACAACUGUAUUAUAUGUAAUCAGUAAUGUUAAUAUUAUAUAAAAAUAUGUAAUAUGCAAAAAUGUUCAAGGAUUUAGUGUUGUUGUUGCAGUAUUCAAACGUUACAUGAUGAACAGGAAUGACAUUUACAUUAACGGGUGGCCAAAAAGAACUAUCCGAAAGCCACGCCUCCAAUAAGCCACGCCUCCUAUCUGAUAGGCUGACACAUCUACAAUAUAUUAUUAAAAAGGAGGAAAAAAAAAUCCCAACACAAAAAGGUUCCGGUUUGAACCUUUAAACAGGGGUUCCUCAAAUACACUUUUCAGAACCUUUUUGAACUAGAAAGGUUAUGCCGGUGUGGCAACUCAUAAGGUUCUUCCAGGCACAUUUACCUCUAAUAAUAAUAAUAAUAUAUGCCACUUACCAGAUGCUUUUCUUACCAACUGAGCCACACAAGACCAAUAACCUAUCGUAUGUGUUAAGAAUAUAUAUUUCUCUGUGUCCAGGACCAUCUCUGUGGACACACAGGUGCAGGGUGGAGACUACAACCUGUACGAGAGUCUUCGUUGCCAUGGUGUCCCCCUGGUUACCAUUAGCCGUGGUCGGUUGGUCUAUGAGAACGGAGUGUUCACGUGCUCCGAGGGCUCUGGGAAGUUCUAUCCUCUCAGAACCUUCCCUGACUACCUCUACAAGAAGAUGGUGCAGCGGGAGAAGGUAUUGUAAAAAGCCAUCAACAGGAUGUGGAUUUGAAAAUGUUCCUUUACCCAUGAAUUUUGCAGCAGACAAAAGGUGAUCUUUGAAUCGCAUAAACUUUCUAUACCUGCUUCAGAUUGUCUUGAUUGUCAUCAAGUAUUAUUAAUGUGUUAUUACUGUGUGUAUAACCAGAGACUAAUGAUUGUGUGUGUCUAUGUAAUUAUUGUGUGUGUCUAUGUAAUUAUUGUGUGUGUCUAUGUAAUUAUUGUGUGUGUCUAUGUAAUUAUUGUGUGUGUCUAUGUAAUUAUUGUGUGUGUCUAUGUAAUUAUUGUGUGUGUCUAUGUAAUUAUUGUGUGUCUCUCUCUCCUCAGUGUCAGGCCCUGAAGCCCGUGGAGCGUGAGCCCUACGUAGGAGACGUAGCAUUGAUGAAUUCUGGGAAGAAGGACUGUGGACAAUGUGAUGGGGACACUCCAACACGACCACACACCAAGCACGGAGGACAGAGAGACCUGCAUGAGUCCAGCUUCAGCCUCUCUGGUAACACACACACACACAUAUCACUUUGCAAUUUGGGAUUGUAUAAUUUGCAUCUCUGCCUCUAAGGCCUAUAUAACUUUAUUAAUCACCAGCUCUAAUGCAGUAUCUACUAUAUCUAUGUGUUUCAAUCUCCACUGGUAAGAUGCACAAUUAGCUACAUUUUGUUAACCUGACAGAUUGUUAUUUCCCACUUUUUGUUUUAUCAAUCUCUCCAGGUGCCCAGGUCGAUGAUAAAAUCCCAAAGAGAUCUUCUGCGAGGAUUCUGGCCCCCCCAGGUGGUCGAUCCAGUGGCAUCUGGUAACUGUGGAAGAGUAGUGAGUUCUAGAACCAAACAGUUACUGUAGUUCUCUAUUAGAAUGAAGAAUGAAACCUGAAGGGAAGUUCAGGGCCAACCAAGACAAACUGCUUGUUACGUUCACCCAGAAAGCAUAGAAAGCAAAGAAAACCUUACAUGUUAUUUCAAAAACGAACUCACGUAUUUAGUGUAUAUAUGAUGACAGGGUCUGAGUAACAUUUAUAUGACAUUGAUGUCAUUUUAAUAUUUGUUGGAAUAUCUGCCUGUAUGGUCGAACCCUGAACAAUAUUGGGCUUAACAAAUUUUAGACAAAUCGAAACUAAAUUUGCACGGUAGCUAAGUUGCUAGUUGACUGUUUUGGAUACAUGUAUGUAUGUUAGAGAAAGUACUCUAUGUCAUUAUACACUAAUGGUUUUAGGGGGAUGAUGGGGUUGAGUUGAUAAUUGGUUUACCUCACUGUUUAACCUACAAUAUUGCACUUGUAUCAUGUACUACUUAGCUGCCUUUUCCUUACAUGAUUUUAUGUGUAACAAAACAACUUUUUCUACCAAUACAGAACUGUCAUGAAUUCACGUGAUUAGUUAUUUACUACACAAUAUCUCAAAGCACUUGACAUGAUAUAACGUGGAUAUCAUAAUUUAUGUGUGAAACACCUAUUUUCUUUUCCGGUUCCUUCAUGAUUCCAUUUGUCUAAUAUUGACGAAAACUCAAAUGCAAGCUGAUACUUUUAAAUUGUUUUGUAUCUUACAAUGUUAUUUGAAAAGAUGUCCCUUUAGAUCACUGUCAAAAGUAUAAUCAUGAGUCCUGAACAACUAAGGAUGACAUAGCUCAUCAAAAUACGUAGGCUAAGUAAGUUCAGAGUUUUUAUAGCUUCUAUGUUGCUGUUUACAGUUUAAUAUAGUAGCACUCCUUCCUGGUCAUCUCAUCUCCCAUCAAUGUGAAUGAACCUCCGCUGUGUUUACUGUAUGUAUGUUGUGGCAUAGAACACUUAUAUGUGAGGCACUGAUAUGACUCAUAUUUAGCAGCAUUCUAUGUGUAAGUGGUGGUAUGAUAUUUCUUUACUUUUUUCUGUCUGUUAGCGAUAAGUUAGUUAGCUCCACUCUGAAAUGCCUUUUUCUCACAAGAGAAGUCUCACAUUAAACACAUAUACAGUUACUAGAGAUAACAUGUUUAUCAUUGGGAUUCCUCUUAGGAUGUGCAAACUAACUACUGAGCACAUAACACGUUUUAUUACUUUGAGUUUCUUUUUUUAAUUACGACACUGAGGAAUUCUGGUCUUGCACUGAAAAGUAUUUGACAGUUUUGUAUAUCUUUUGGGUUGACAUUUCCAAGGUUGUAACACUGUCGAUUGGGUAAGAGAAGUGCAUGAUCUAUAAUUUGAUUGAAUCU
This is a messenger RNA of Coregonus sp. 'balchen', 12346 nucleotides long. NCBI's taxonomy places the organism in Eukaryota, Metazoa, Chordata, Actinopteri, Salmoniformes, Salmonidae. The record is from the annotation of a GenBank genome assembly.